AAACCAUACCGUGAAGGGCGAACCUGAUCAAACAUUUGCAACGAGCGUUGUUAGUCGGAGGAUCAUAAGGACUUGAAGGGUCAAGCCGCCAGACAUGUCGCACUUACAAACACAUUCAGGGGAAGAAUCCCCACAGACAACAGGUAACAUCUCACCAUGUUUCGAGCAAUAGGUUCUACCAACAACCCGAAGCUGACCACCCACCUAUCUCUCGCCCAUUCAGAAACUCUUACUCGCACCCCUUCUAAUUCCGGGUCAAACACCAGUACAUCCAACGGCAAUGGACAGAAACCUGCGGGACGACGGCUUCCUCAAGCGAUCGCGCAUCGUGGGUAUAAAGCCGCUUUCCCGGAGAACUCCAUGGGGGCUUUCCAAGGAGCGGUGGAUAUUGGUGCGCAUGCGAUCGAGACAGAUUUGCACUUGACAAAAGAUGGGAUUGUCGUGUUAGUACAUGAUCCGUCCCUUAAACGGUGUUUCGGCGUAGAUAAAAAGGUUUCCGAAUGUGACUGGAGCUACUUGAGUACGUUGAAGACUCUCAGGGAGCCACAGCAAUCAAUCCCGAGGUUGCAAGAUCUGCUGGAGUAUCUAGGGCAGCCUGGUUUAGAGUCGGUAUGGGUGUUGUUGGAUAUCAAAAUCGACGACGAUCCCGACGUGUUAUUGGGCGCCACAGCCAAAACGAUUGAAUCUGUUCCGACAACACGUGCCUGGAAUGAGAGAGUAGUCCUCGGUUGCUGGAAUGAAAACUACAUCAACGUCGCCAAGUCGUACUUCCCCUCCUACCGCUUCGCCUACAUCGGCUUCUCCCUCCCUUACGCCUCCCGCUUCCUGUCCGAAGCCCACUCCGACGUCGACUUCAACCUCAUGCAGCACAUGCUCGUCGGCCCCAUUGGCGCCCGCUUCAUCAGCAAGAUCCGCAAGGCGCAACGGAAGCUCUAUAUCUGGACCGUCAACGAGGAGCGGUGGAUGGAAUGGGGUAUUCGGAAGGGGGUGGAUGGAGUCAUCACGGAUGACCCGAAGCUGUUUUUGGAGGUUUGUGAGAGGUGGUCAGAGAAAGGGAAAGAGCAAGUAGGGUCAGGUUCAAAGAGGGGAGGAGAGUUGAAGAAUUUCAAGAUGCAUGUGAAUGCGUUCAUGCUGCAGAUCUUGGCGGUUAUGUUUAUUUGGGUUUAUUGGCCGAGGUUGGCAACAAAGGGGAAGAAGAAACAGGGUAAGGAAGGGCCUACGACGGUGGUAUGAAUGAAGCUUGGUGAUGAAAAAGUGGUGGUGUUUGAGGGAACGAGGUAAUGAUAGAUGGGGGUGGAAUUUUGACUACUGUAUUCUGUUUCAUGAUCAGUAGAUGUAGACGUUGUUUCUCGGACAGGAUGGAUUGCCGAUGUGAUGAAGAUUUUGGGACGCUUUUGGGAUGCUGGUUCAGGUAGCUUUUUCGUUCAAGCGGGAGAGGUAUUCAAAGAGGACGGGAGUGUUUCCGUGAGAUCUCCAUGGACGUUCUUGGUGGUUAGUGGUUACUUUAUCCCUCCUCGGAACCAACGAAGCCUUAUCUCGAUCUGCUUGACAAGCUCCCA
Molecule: messenger RNA, 1559 nt
Organism: Neurospora tetraspora
Lineage: Eukaryota; Fungi; Ascomycota; Sordariomycetes; Sordariales; Sordariaceae
Product: PLC-like phosphodiesterase
Exons: 4
Coding region: 157-1233 (358 amino acids)
Biological process (GO): lipid metabolic process
Molecular function (GO): phosphoric diester hydrolase activity
Source: RefSeq, a predicted model, not a curated record